Molecule: messenger RNA, 156 nt
Organism: Vairimorpha ceranae
Lineage: Eukaryota; Fungi; Microsporidia; Nosematidae
Exons: 1
Coding region: 1-156 (51 amino acids)
Source: RefSeq, a predicted model, not a curated record
AUGUCUAAUCUGGUUUUUGGAUUUUUUUGUCUUAAGAGGCGCGUCAAAAUCCUAAGACACUCUCCCUUUAAAAACACGUUUUAUAGAAUUGUAAUUACUACAUUUGUUUUAUUUUGUUACAAAAAACUACUGCCUUAUCUUAUUUUUCUAAUCUAA